Messenger RNA from Peromyscus maniculatus bairdii (prairie deer mouse), 939 nucleotides. Its product is annotated as olfactory receptor 4F21-like. The record is from RefSeq and is a predicted model, not a curated record. Gene Ontology annotation, cellular component: membrane. Gene Ontology annotation, biological process: G protein-coupled receptor signaling pathway. Lineage: Eukaryota; Metazoa; Chordata; Mammalia; Rodentia; Cricetidae. Gene Ontology annotation, molecular function: G protein-coupled receptor activity; olfactory receptor activity.
AUGGAAGGAGUGAAUCAGUCUGUGGUGUCAGAGUUUGUGUUCCUGGGACUCACCAACUCCUGGAGUAUUCAACUAUUGCUCUUUGUGUUCUCCUCUACUUUUUAUGUGGCAAGCAUGAUGGGAAACUGCCUCAUUGUGUUUACUGUGGCAUCUGACCCUCACUUACACUCUCCAAUGUACUUUCUGUUGGCUAACCUCUCCUUCAUUGACUUGGGUGUUUCUUCUGUUACUUCUCCCAAGAUGAUUUAUGACUUAUUCAGAAAACACAAAGUCAUCUCCUUUAGAGGUUGUGUCACUCAGAUCUUCUUCAUCCAUGUCAUUGGUGGUGUGGAGAUGGUGCUGCUCAUAGCCAUGGCUUUUGACAGAUAUGUGGCCAUAUGUAAGCCUCUCCAUUAUCUGACCAUUAUGAGCCCAAGGAUGUGCAUCUUGUUUUUAGUGGCUGCCUGGGUGGUUGGCCUUAUACACUCUCUGGUUCAAUUGGCUUUUGUAGUUGACUUACCUUUCUGUGGACCAAAUGUGUUGGACAGCUUCUACUGUGACCUUCCUCGUUUUAUCAAACUUGCCUGCAUAGACACUUACCAACUGGAAUUCAUGGUCACAGCCAAUAGUGGAUUCAUCUCUGUGGGCUCCUUCAUCAUACUGAUCAUUUCCUAUAUUGUCAUCAUAAUCACUGUACAAAAACACUCUUCAAGUGGUUCCUCCAAAGCUCUGUCCACACUUUCAGCUCAUAUCUCUGUGGUGGUCUUAUUCUUUGGUCCUUUGAUAUUCUUCUAUACCUGGCCUUCUCCUUCUACACACCUGGAUAAAUUUCUGGCUAUAUUUGAUGCAGUUGUUACUCCUUUUCUGAAUCCUGUGAUCUACACAUUCAGAAAUCAAGAAAUGAAGGUUGCAAUGAAGAGAGUAUGCAGACAGCUAGUUAGUGAUAGGAAAGCUUCUUAA